Molecule: messenger RNA, 6899 nt
Organism: Ictalurus punctatus (channel catfish)
Lineage: Eukaryota; Metazoa; Chordata; Actinopteri; Siluriformes; Ictaluridae
Exons: 2
Coding region: 1331-2257 (308 amino acids)
Source: RefSeq, a predicted model, not a curated record
UGGAUAAAAGUUAAACCCUCGGUCAACAUGACUGCAAUAAGCCACAAACCAGACACAAACGUAGACAAAAAAAAUCUAUUUAAUCACAUCUGCAGUGUUAACAUUACAGAGGAGUGACAGUUCCGUUUACUGUACACACACACUUAUAAAAAUAAAAAAAGAGAAAGGUUUCCUCAGAGUCCUUUGAAUCUGUGAACAGGUCUGGUUUUAUAAAACAUCACGACUCGACGAAAACUGUCGGCUAUAUGAUUGUGUUCUCUCUCUCUCACACACAGAUUUGUUUCAGGACUGAUGGUGAUUGGUGCAUUGUUCACAUUGGUUUUUGUUUCCACCCUCUUCCAUGUACACCAGCUCACAGACACCAACGAUUGGCCAGCGUCGCUGUGAUUGACAGGAGAGAGAAAGUAUGUCCCGCCCACUCACAGGUGGCUGGGUGGCUCUUGGAGACACACCUAAUCCAGGUAAUCCAGAUCUGUAGGAGUGCGUGAUGUGGCUGGAUCCAGUGGAGUCACCCGGCCCUGUUUUGAGGCAAUCCAGACGCGAGCGAAGACUCUGCAACCUGACUGCACAUGCGGCUUUUCCUGACGGCAGACCGGGAUCCCUGCUACUUGGGAAAUGCCUAGCACACCCUCGGCAAAUCUGCGGCGACUAAGCAUUUCACCUCACACCCCCACUUCGACACCUGCGCACCCACACCCUCUCACAACUAUUUCUGAAUAAAGAUUUUCUCCACGAGUGACACCAAAACAGCCUCCUGUGUGUCUGUGCUCCAUCCCCCGCUGGCUAGAUUCCCUACACUGGUGGAGGAUGCGGGCAUGAGCACAGACCCGGCCCUAUAAAAAAAUUUAAAUAAAUAAUUUAAAAAAGAGAAAAGAAAAUGGAUGACAUGCUGCAGCAACUAAUGGAGGCCAGCCUCCAGCAGCAAACAAUAACGCAGCAGCUCGCCCAGAGCCUACAGGUUGCAACCCGGGAGCUGCUGGCCCUGAAAGCAAUAACCACUGUGGCCACCCCUCCUCGCCCUGAUCCCAGCCGAGAAGCCCGGGGCCUUCUUCCACACUUGACCCCAGAAGAUGACAUCGAGGUCUACUUGGAAGCCUUUGAACGGGUCGCCCACCGAGAGAGCUGGGGUAUUGAAGAGUGGCCGCGCAUCCUCGGUCCGCUGCUCUCCGGAGAGGUGUGCACAGCUUAUUAUGCCCGCACUCCAGAGGAUUCAGGGGACUACGGAGAAGUAAAGAGAGAGAUCCUGGCAUGGUGUGGGUGGAACCACCUUCAGGAGCCAGCGGCGUUCCACCGGUGGAGCUACAGGCUGGGAGCUGAGCCACAGAGAUAGAUGGACACCCUCCUGCGCCUCUCCAAGAGGUGGCUCCAACCAGAUCUGUACACCGCCACAAAGGUUGUAGAGAGGGUGGCCGUAGACUGGAUCCUGAGGACUCUGCUGCCCACAGAAUGUCAGGCCGUGGGAAUGCAAGGCCCCGGGACAUCCAGGGAACUACUGACCACCCUGGAAUGCACCCUGAACACCCUGGCACUCGGCGAGGACGGACAGCACCCGCAAAGCGGUCUGGACUACAGGACACCCGAGGACGAGCCCAGGCCAACAGAGCCGGACCAGGGAAUGCCAAAGAAGGUCCAGAAAACCUGGCAGGCAGGGUGUGUCCUCCCUACGCUGGACCUGGAGGCCCGAGGCAAGGAGGACGUGGGGACAGAAGGUAAGCUGCACACACCCUCUAACCCGCUCUCGUCUGUGUUCCAACAGGUAAACCGGCAGGGGAACUUCAGGUGGGAACAGAAGGAAGACGACUGCCUGAAACACUGCUGGGCCCAGGUGCGUCAGAUAGAAGGGGUUGAUCAGAGUCCGAACCAGAGGCUCCCCUCUUCCUACGUCCUCGUCAGGGGAGGCCUUCUGUAUCAACAGGCAAGCUGCCAAGGGGAAAUCGUGGACCUCCUGGUAGUCCCCAAGACCAAGACGCUGAUGCACCUGGCCCAUGCCCACCCGCUCGGGGGCCACCUUGGGGCACGAAACACCUUAGAAAAACUAAAAGACUGCUUUGUCUGGUCAGGGAUGGAUGCAGAGGUCUGGGGCUUCUGCCAACAGUGCCCCCAGUGCCAGCACACUGCCCCACGGAGGCCCCCACCGGCCCCCCUUAUCCCUCUGUCCCUCACAGGCAUCCCCUUCGAGAGGGUCAGUGUAGACCUCAUGGGGCUGCUUCCAAAAUCCGCCCGGGGCCAUGAGUACAUCCUGGAUUACGCCACCUGAUACCCCGAGGCGGUGCCGCUACGCAAAGCCACCUUCCGUAACAUUGCAAGAGACCAACGAGUUCAUCGAGAGGUUCAACCAAACCUUGAAGCAGAUGCUACGACAGGUGGUAGACGAAGAAGGGAGAGAUUGGGACCUCCUCCUACCCUACAUUUUCUUCGCUGUCCCGGAGUGCCCCCAAGCCUAGACCGGCUUCACUGCCUUUGAACUCCUCUUCAGAUGGCGACCUUGAGGACUGCUGGACAUGGCCCAGGAAGCCUGGGAGGAACAGCCCUCCCCAUUCCACUCAGUCAGCAAUUACGUGCAGGAAAUGCAGGGGAGAAUUGUCCGAGUGGCCCCGAUCCGCCAGGAGCAUAUGAGAGCUGCCCAGGAGGAGCAGAAACGAGUGUACAACCGGCCGGCGCAACCACGGGUGUUCCAACCUGGCGAUCAAGCGCUCCUAUUGGUGCCGAACAGCUCCUGCAAGUUCCUAGCCCGGUGGCAAGGGCCGUACACAGUCCUCGAGUGGAAGGGGGCCAUAAACUAUCGCCUGCAACAGCCCAGUAAGCGAGCGGAGACACAAACAUACCACAUGAACCUGCUAAAGAAAUGGAUAGAGCCGGCACCAGUAGUGUCUGCGUUCGCGGCACGGGACACAGGUCACGACGAGGGUACCUUGGUCCAGCUGGGGGAAGACAAAGACAGGAGCUAUACGAGUUGGUGGGUCAAUUCACGGAUGUGUUCUCUACCUCCCCAGGGAUGACGCAGCUGGUCCACCACGAGAUCAAGACCCGGCCAGGAUGCUGCAGGACAACUUCAUUGAGGAGUCCAACAGCCCCUUGGCCAGCCCCAUCGUAGAUGUGCCAAAGCCCGAGUAUGCGCCUAUGCAAUGACUUCCGGAAGCUGAACCAGGUCUCGGAGUUCAACAGCUAUCCCCUUCCCUGAGUGGACAACCUAGUGGAGUGAUUGGGGAGGGCCUGGUUCAUAUCCACCCUGGACCUAAUUAAAGGAUACUGGCAAGUGCCCCUGGCCCCAGAGGCGAGACCAAAGAUGACCUACAGCAUGGCGAACGGCCACUGGCAAUACUGGAGCUCCUCUUCGUGCUCCACGGGGUGCCUGCAAUGUUCCAGCGACUGAUGUACAUUGUCCUGCGUCCCCAUAGUGCCUUCGCAGCCGCCUAUCUGGACGAUGUGGUCAUCCAUUCCUCCACCUGGUUGGACCACCUGUUCCACCUGGGGGAGGUCCUGAAAGAGCUCCGGAAGGCCGGGCUGACAGCCAACCCCAAAAAGUGCCACCUGGGGCUAACUAAGGCACAGUACCUCGGGUACCGUAUUGGCCGGGGCCUACUAAAGCCCCAGAUGAAGAAAAUUGAGGCAGUAAGAGACUAUCCCUGGCCUACAUCAAAAAAACAGGUUCAUGCCUUCUUGGGGUUGGCGGGGUACUACCGAAGAUUUGUGCCUAACUUCUCCCCUGUAGCCCCCUUCUCAGAUCUUACGAAGAAGGGCCAGCCGGACCGGGUGACAUGGUCUGCAGAGGCAGAGCGGGCCUUCCAAGCCCUGAAAGAAGCCCUCACCAGCAUCCCAGUGCUAUGCAACCCAGACUUUGCCCUUCCAUUCACCGUGCACACAGAUGCAUCCGAAACCGGGCUGGGCGCUGUUCUCUCACAGACCUUUGGCUGAGAAGAACACCCGGUCAUCUACAUCAGUCAAAAGUUAUCCCCAGCUGAGAGGAAGUAUGAGGCCGUGGAAAGAGAGGCCCUAGCGAUAAAGUGGGCCAUCAAAGAGCUGCGAUACUACCUGGCACUUUGUCCUGGUGACAGACUAUGCCCCACUACAGUGGAUGGCCAAAGCCAAGGACACUAACGCCAGGGUAACCCGAUGGUUCCUCUCAUUGCAGGAUUUCUCUUUCCAGGUAAAGCACCGUGCGGGGACCCACCAUGGGCCAGACACGCAGCGGCAGUAGGCUCAGAGCUGACGGGGGUACUGUGGUGACAGGCCAGCAGCCGGCGCACAAGGAACAGAUUGCUCCUAUUGCGACUGCCGCGGUGGUGUUGAAGAGACAGCACUGCUUCAGCACCACCAAUGUUUUGGACGGCCAGAGAGCACGUGGCGGCGGGGCUGCCAACAUACACGGUCUGUGAAUGGAGUGCGGCAAGGAAGAAUUCCACCAUCCAGCAGGCGUGGGGAGAAUAUAAAGGGGCGAUAUUCCGCUUGGAAGGAGAGAGAAGACUCUUAGGGUGUAUGUGCUAACCUAUGCUGUGUUUUCCAGGCAAUCCAGACUCCGCCCCCUGAACGCACCCGCGACUUUUCCUGACAGAAAACCGGGAUCCCCGCUACUCGGGAAACCCCUUGAAUGCCCUCAAUCGCAGGUGGUCAGACUGCUGAAGAUAACCAGAAUCUCUCGGCUGGUGUGUCCUGGCAUGUGUCUACACACACACACACACACACACACACACACACACACACACACACACACACAAUCAUAUCGGAGCCCGACACAUGAGGGAAUGUACACAGUUCUGUCUUUUUUCAGCGAGUCAGAUAAUUUGAUUCAGCUCACAGAUGAGUCGAUUCUUUUAGCUUCAAAAUGACUCACUGGAUUUUUUUUUUUUUUUUUUUACCUAAACUGGACAAAGUUUGUGAGAUUUCAAUCAGUUGAUUUGCCAAACUAUGCUCGAAAUUCUUUACCAAAGUCGUACUCUGGUUUCUAACGAACAAAAUAACAUUACUUUGCACUGCUGUUAUUAAAUUAGCAAGGCCCAAUAAACGGACAUUGACAAAAAAUAAAUAAAUGCAGUAAGCAUCACUGCAUGGAUGCUAUAGCGUUGCUCAGUCAUUAAACAUUUUAGCUCAACCUGGCAAAAUCUGAGCUUCUCGUCAUCCCAGCCUGUCCCUCAAUCAACCGCAACCUCACUGUACAGCUUGGCUCAACUACACUCAAGCCGACCAGGGUGGCCAGGAACAUUGGGGUGAUUCUCGAUGACAGCUUGACCUUUACAGACCACAUCUCAACAACUGCACGGUCCUGUAGGUUCAUCCUGUACAACAUCAAGAAAAUCAGACCCUACCUCACCGAACAGGCUACACAGAUACUAGUCCAGGCUCUUGUUAUCUCAAAACUGGACUACUGCAACUCACUACACUUGGGCCUCCUGGCCAGCUCCAUCAAACCCCUUCAAAUGAUUCAGAAUGCAGCAGCACGCCUCGUUUUCAACCAGCCCAAGAGAACCCACGUCACACCCCUUUUCAUCUCCCUCCACUGGCUUCCUGUAGCUGCAGGAACAAGACCUUGUCUGGAACAGCACCCUCCUAUCUCAACUCUCUCCUGAAGAGAGUUGUAAUAGCUAUACAUUUAUAAAGCUAUAAACAACAAAAAGAGUAAAAGGAUAUGAUAUAAAUGAGAGAGGAAUUAAAGGCGUGUAUGAAAAGGCAGUGGCGGAGGGUUGUAUUCUCGGACGAUGUUGUCCUGGUGGUUGUUUUUACCCUGCGGAGGGUUGGUGUAGUCGGAGAGAAAACAGACAACAGCAUCAAAGCAAGGAUUCGGGUUAAAUGUAACAAAAAAAAAAUUAUUUGGUGUAAAUCAGCGGUUACGGUUCAGCUGACCCUGAGCCCCGAAUCUCAGCUCUGUGAUUGGACUGGAUUGGAUUCUGCCUCACUCGGUGUACAGUAAAUGUGAUGUAAAUGUCCGACAUUUCCACAGCUGUAGAGGGAAUACAGAAUGAUGGAUCACUCACAGGUGGGACGAGUGGGUUUUUCUCCAUUUCGAUUAUUCCGGAACACCUGCCAGGACGUGGUGAAGGGUCCGGUCUGUACCAUCAGCUCCUAAGCGCACGCAGCAUGUGCCUCUGCUGUAUCCCUCCACAAUCCUCAUCAGUGUGACAUGCUUGCAGUGGUGUUGUUUCUUUUUGUUUUCAUAGUGCUAUAACCAAGACGUCUAACACCAACAACAAAGUUGUCAGUAGCUUUGUGUAUUAACCUUUUUUUUUUUUAUUUUUUUUUUUGGGGGGGGGGGGUGAUGACCUGUACUCCGUACCCCCCCCCCAGUCCAUACAGCCUUUUCUAUUCUUUUCCACAGUACACAACCUAAGGACUUUGGGGAUUGUAUAUUCUGAAGGUGGAUUUACGAGCGUGAAUAAGAUUGUAUAUUUACAGAAAAAGAAUGGAGGAAAAAAAAAAGUGGAAUCGAGACCUACCUUUGUAGAUAUCACUCAAAUCCACACACACACACGGUAAAUGUACAACUCGGUAGCAAACGUGUUUGAACUAUCAUAUGUGCCUUAACCCUUCUCUGUGUUAGAUCGAGAAUAACUGUGUUUUCUAUUAAGCUCUUUGUUUCCCCCUCCUUUCUCUCACUCCGUGUCCUCAGUGUAGUCUUGACUGGUGGUGGGUUUGUUUGUUUGGGUUUUUUUGCGUCGUGUUUUACAUUGUAUUCUAUUGACACACUAAACGGACUCAGUGACGUAGAGGAGAAUGCCGUUCAUGCUUCCGUAGUGCUCGAUGCCACGAUGCUCCAGAAUGUAUUCCGUUCAUUUUACUAACCCCCCUUCCCCACACACACACACCCCCCCUGACGGGAGACGCGGCACUUGUUAGAAAUCCAGCGGAGAUUUGUAGGGGUAUCACUUUUGGUGUGUUUUCAAUAAAUCAUGCCUGGAAAGAUUUCA